Saitoella complicata NRRL Y-17804 is the source of this 2123-nucleotide messenger RNA. RefSeq lists its product as uncharacterized. The transcript has a single exon. Lineage: Eukaryota; Fungi; Ascomycota; Saitoellomycetes; Saitoellales; Saitoellaceae. The coding region runs from base 336 to 2123 and encodes 595 amino acids. The record is from RefSeq and is a predicted model, not a curated record.
CCCAACCACCUCGACCACCAUGUGAGCAACAACCAGCCUUCGAUCCUCCUUCUAACUCAAUGGUGGCGACCAAGCAUCCUGGCUCCGUAUAUAGGGCCCGCUCCCAGUCUUCUUGCUCUUCUUUACGUUCUGAACCACGACACCUCACACCUCGAAGCUUGAAGCUCGAUUACUAUCUUUCGCGCAGGUCGCAUCACUCACUUUCGUUAAUCCAACAACAGUCUUUCGUUCAUCAACACGCUUGAUCGGCUCACAACUUUGAUCACUACUUUCGUUCUUACAACUACUACACACACUCAAUCACGCAGGACGUCUGAUUCCAACACAUAUACAAGAUGCGCUUCUCUCUCGUUUCCGCCGCUGCGCUUCUCGUCUCGGGAGCUUCUGCUUUCCCCGUCUUGCAGCCUCGCUACUUGAACGCCACUACUUCUACUGUUCGUAUGUCCAUUACUGCGGUGAACAACUCUACCGCGCCGGAUACUGGUUCUAUCAUUGUCGACACUACUUCUUCUUCAACUUCUUCUUCGUCUGCCGGUGCUGCUGUGCUCCUGGCUGGCACCUCUUCUUCUUCGAGCAUCGCUACUGCUGCUCAGAGCACUAUCAUCGCUGUUGUUAACAACAACGGUACCAUUGCCGUCUCUCCUGUCGCUGUUUCUGAUGGUGAGAGCUCCAACGUUGUGGCCGAGACUAACUCUGCUGCUGCCGUUGCCACCGCUGCUCAGACCUUUUCUGCUGCAGGUGCCGCUGUCCAGGUAGCGGCCGCUGCUGCUGGUACUACCUCCUCAUCUGGCGCCGCCGUGGAGGUCGCUGCUGCCGCUUCUUCUCCCGCUGUUGAGGUUGCUGCCACCACCGACGCCAACAAGGUCGUGACUGUCGUCCUCAUCCCUGGCUCAACUCCCACAACCCUGAACUCUGCCGAAGCCUCCAUCCUCUCUUCUCUCCUCGCCUCCCACUCCGCGGCCCCCACCGCUACAGCCUCCUGGGCCCCUACCUCAACCGACGACUACAUCAUCGUUGAGGUCACCUUCGAGGAUCCUGAAUCCACUGCUUGUGGAUGCGCGGCCACGAACAACGGUGCUUCGUACCAAGCUGUGGCGGUUGAUGGAUCUGGGGUUGUGACUGGAGAGGAUGAUGAGGGAGGUGCUGUCGCUGUUGGCGGUGUUUGGGACGAGAGUGAGCAGUAUGCGACGUACAUUACUUCUACGCUCGCUGCUGCUACCCAGGCUGCUCAGGCUGCUGCGACUGGUGUGACUACCGCGUGGUCUACGACUACCGAGGUCGCGACUGUUUCUUCCACUUUUGUCGCUACUGCCUACGUCGCUCCCGCUGCUGUCGAGACUCAGGCUACUGUCGCUGCCGCUGCCGCUGCCGCUGCCGCUGCCGCUGAGACCACUGCCGUCUCCGUCACUCCCUACGGUUCCAACCUCCUCGCUAACCAGGGUUCCGCUGCUGGCUCUGCCGCUGCUGCGCCCGGUAACUCCACCACGACCUCUUACUCCACGUCUACUCAGGUCGUGACUAAGACCAACGCGGCUGACACUACCAAUGUCUACACUACCACGACCUCCGCCGCCGCUACUGCUGUCGUUAUCGCCUCAGCAUACGGUAACUACACCGUUACCCGCGGGUCUAGCAACGGUACCGUCAGUGCGGCUGCUGGUUUGAAUGGAUACAACCUGUUGUCUAACCCGAGGAACGCUACUGCUGCUUCCGCCUCUUCGUCUUCGACUUGGAGCUCGGUUGUGCCUAUCGUUACCCCUGUCGUCAGUGUGAACGCUUCUGCUGCGAUUGUCACUGCCUCCAGCACUGGAUACAACGCCACUGUCCCCGUCCGUACUCAGACUCCCGUCUCCUCCGUCGCUUCCUCCACCUCCAGCGCGAGCCUGACCGACGUCGCUACCCCCACUGCUAACGCCAAGGCUGUGGUCACCUCCUCUGCCUCUGCUUCCGCUGUCUCCUCCGCCGACGCCGAUGAGUACGAGUGGGUCUGCCUUGCUGAUGGCGAGGAGUGGACGGACGAGGACGAGUACUACACCUCGACUGUUUACGCGACGAAGACUACUACGAUGGCGGUGACGAUGACGGUUGAUACUGUUGCUACUGCUACUUCUACUUCUGCCUAA